AUGGCUAAGUCUGUUAAGACGGCGGUGAUCGGAGCAGGCGUCGCCGGACUUGUCGCCGCCAGAGAACUCAGGAAAGAAGGCCACAAAGUAACCGUUUUCGAAAAAUCAUCGAAAAUUGGAGGAACAUGGGUUUAUGAUCCCCGUAUAGAAUCCGACCCGAUUAGCAUCGACCCGACUCGAGAAGUCGUUCAUAGUAGCCUCUAUCUUUCUCUUCGAACAAACCUUCCUAGAGAUUUAAUGGGUUUCUCUGAUUAUCCAUUUUCAGUCAGAGAAAAUGGAGAUCUGAGGAAUUACCCGGGUCAUGAAGAGUUUUUGUUGUUUCUGAACGAUUUCGUAAGGAAUUUUGAAAUCACUGAGUUGAUUCGGUUCAACUCGGAGGUUGUUGGAGUCGAACGGGUCGGGUCGGGCAACGGCGGUUGGUCCGUGGAGUUCAAAAAUAAGUCGGGUUCAUCUGAAACCGAGAUAUUCGAAGCUGUCUUGAUUUGUAAUGGUCAUCAUACUAUCCCGGUUUUGGCGAAUCAUUCGGGUAUGGAAAAGUGGAAAGGAAAGCAAAUUCAUAGUCAUAAUUAUCGUGUUCCAAAACCAUUCCUAGAUCAAAUUGUAGUUAUGAUUGGAAAUGGUCCGAGUGGAAUAGACAUAUCAAAAGAAAUCGCUACAGUGGCGAAAGAAGUUCAUCUUUCGUCAAGAUCACCCGAUACGAAAAUCGCCAAAUUGGAGGGCCACCAUAACAUGUGGCAACAUUCCGAUAUUGAAUGUGUCGAUAAUGAGCGUGGUAUUGUAUUAUUUAAAGACGGUUCAUCAGUUCAUCCCGAUAUAAUCUUCCAUUGUACAGGGUACAAAUACGAUUUCCCAUUUCUUAGGACAAAUGGGGUUGUGGCCGUGGAUGAUAAUCGUGUCGGACCGUUGUAUAAACAUGUAUUCGCGCCAGAGUUUGCCCCUUCUCUUUCGUUUCUUGCCUUACCUACUCGGGUUGGUACUAUUUUCGGAUUGGUUAAGUAAAUUAUGUUCAUAUUUAUAUUUUUUUUAAUAAACUUAUAUGAAGAGCAGGAUAUUUUAUGUCGAAUGGUUGAGUUUCAA
Messenger RNA from Impatiens glandulifera, 1077 nucleotides. RefSeq names its product flavin-containing monooxygenase FMO GS-OX-like 7. The record is from RefSeq and is a predicted model, not a curated record. The transcript is spliced from 4 exons. The coding region runs from base 1 to 999 and encodes 332 amino acids. NCBI's taxonomy places the organism in Eukaryota, Viridiplantae, Streptophyta, Magnoliopsida, Ericales, Balsaminaceae. Gene Ontology annotation, molecular function: flavin adenine dinucleotide binding; N,N-dimethylaniline monooxygenase activity; NADP binding.